Messenger RNA from Hydractinia symbiolongicarpus, 4114 nucleotides. RefSeq lists its product as uncharacterized. The transcript is spliced from 3 exons. Bases 154 to 3480 code for a protein of 1108 amino acids. Lineage: Eukaryota; Metazoa; Cnidaria; Hydrozoa; Anthoathecata; Hydractiniidae. The record is from RefSeq and is a predicted model, not a curated record.
AUUUGGUUUUCCUUGUUUUUUUGCAAGUUUUUUAUUGUUUACACUAAAAAGUAUCACAUGAUGACAAUAUCGAUGUUUUAUACUAAGUUCUUACGUGAAUAUUUUUAUUUGGACACUGAAGCUGUUAAUGGGAAGUGAAAUUGUGAUUCGGCUAUGAUGUAUGUGAAGAGCAUUUUCACCAUAGCAUUAAUUAUACUAACAUCAGGUACAGCGCUAGGUAAAAAAUGGUAUGCGAACAACACUGGCACUGGAAACAUCUGCAGCCAUACGCACCCAUGCAACAUUCAUAACGCAACCAUGAAAGCCAAGUCCAAUGACAAAAUAAUCAUAAUCAAUAAUAAAACUCCCUUGGUGAUUAACAAAACAAUCGUAGUCAAUACUACAAAUAUCGUGUUGAAUUGUAAUAAUAGUAUGAUAGAAAGUCACGAAAACAUUUCAAUUUUUACUUUCCAUGUACCAGUUGGCAUUCAUUUAAAGAAUUGCAUUUUUAAAAAUUUUUUCACCCUCCUACAAUUUAAUAAUAACAGUGAAGUAAACAAUCAACUAAGAGUGUGUAAUUGUUUGUUUAUAAACUUCGCAUAUGCAAUUAAUAUUACAGAAGGUUCAUGGAAUAUAAAUAUAGCCAACAGUGCUUUUGAAGGUCACGUUUUUAUUAUUGUAAAUUUUCAAUUACCCACCAACUUGUCCCAACCAUUUAUCAAUAAUAAUCAGUCAUGUACCAAUCAUAGGCAAAUACUUUAUCAUACCCAAAUAAUUAAUUAUACCCAAAUAAUUAAUCAUACCCUGCCUUUUGCAUUAGUGUUAAAGACCGAUAAGGUAUGCGAUGUAACAAUUCAAAAUUGUAGAUUUGAAGGCUUAUCAAGUGCUCUGCACUGGAACAGUUCCUGUAAACACAAAAGUUCUCUGACUGUCACCAAUUGUAAUUUUACAGGUAAUAAGCUUUCAUUGAAUGAAACCGUGUUCAUUUCAGGAAAUGUUUAUGUACAAAUAUCAGGUACCGAGUUUAAAAAUAACAUUGGGGAAAAAGGCGGUGCAUUAAGGAUAGAGAAGAACUCAGAAAAUGUAACUAUCGACAAAUGUUGGUUUCGUUAUAACUCAGCAGCAGUUAUGGGUGGAGCUUGUUACUUUGAUUCCGAUGUCACAAUAAAAGAUAGUCAUUUUAUAUACAAUGUUGUUGACACGUCUUUGGAGACAGACAUUGCACAGACGUCAUCAAACGAUGGUGGUGCUGUCUACAACAUUGGCAACCUUACACUUCUGAAUUCUGAUUUUAUCAACAACACUGCUCCUGCUUUUGGAGGAGCCGUCUACCACUCUGCAACAAAAGACAAUACAUUAUUAAAGAUAGUAAAUAGUAGCAUAACUGGACCUUCUGCUGAUCUAAAUUUAUCUUAUGUUGGAGGUUUGAUGUAUGCAAAUGCUUUAAUUGAUGUGAACGGUCUUGAACUGGUUGCUAAAACAGCUAUGAAUUAUGGAUCAUUGUUUUAUUACUAUAAUGUUGUGCAUAAAAGUGAUGAACUUCGCAGUAAAACGCAUUUAAAUUUAAAUAUGACAUGCCCAAUUAAUUACAGAUUACAGAAUCGAACAGUAAAAAACGGCAAGCAUUCUGAUUCGCUUAUAUAUUUUUGUUCUGUUUGUGAAAUAGGAACGUACAAUCUUUCCAAUUCCUUUAAUUCUUUUACGGAUAAUGAAUCUCAUAAAAACAGCAAGAAUAUUACAUGUGGAAACUGUCCAAUAGGAGGGGUGUGUAAUCAUGGCAUAAAAAGCCGUGAUAAUUUUUGGGGGAGUGUAACUGGAAGCCAAACCGUAAAUUUUAUUUCUUGUCCUUCAGGCUAUUGUUGUACGAACGGCACUUGCACAUCAUACAACACUUGUGCACCCAACAGAACUGGUUACCUUUGUGGUAAUUGUAGUAAAAACCACACAGAAAGCAUAUAUUCUUCAGAUUGCUUAAAAAAUGAUGACUGCAAGCCUUACGUCUAUUGGAUUAUAUGCUUCCUUACCGCAUUUUGUUACGUUUUUGUUUUGUUGUAUUUCAAAGAAAUUGUUCAUUUUUUUAAUUACUUACUGAAAGAUUCCUUAAAUAUUCCCACGAAACAUCUUUUGUUUAAAAUAUUUCGUGCGGAAGAGAAGGAGGAAAAUGUUGUGUUGUUACAAAAUUGUACAAGUGGGGAUCAAGCAACGCCUGCUGUCAAAGCUAACAGUACGUCGACUACUGGAUUUUUAAAAGUAAUCAUUUUCUUUUAUCAAGUGGAACUUCUAUUAAAUAUCAAUGCAUCUUCAAAAAAUGAUUACAAUUUAUUUAAAAAAUUUAGUGUUGUGGAGAAGAUUAUAGCAUAUGUGGGUUCCUUCAAAUCAUUUUCGCCUAUGUGUCCUUACGAAGGAAUGAACGCUGUUGGGAAAGAAUUCAUCAAAAUGUUGUUUAUCGGAAUUAUUUUUCUGAUCAUUGGUUGUGGCUUUGCUCUCCUUUCACUGCGAAAGUAUUUAAUGAAAGGAAAGAACCGUCAAGAUUAUGGUGAUGAUUGCCAUGCUCCGCUUUUGCCUUUAAAUAAGCUAUCAUUCAAACUGCGAUUAAAGUGUGGAUUUCUACAAAUGAUCUUACUUUGUUUUCUUCCAGCUGUCACAAUUAUGUUCCAACUGCUUCAUUGUGUCCAUAUUUUUAAACAAAUCAGCAACUACACAGAUAUUAAGAAAAUCAACAACUACACAGAUAUUGAGAAAAGCAACAACUAUACAGAUUUUAAGAAGAUCAGCACCAUUAAAAAAACACUAUCGCUUUACAUUUGUGCACAUUAUGAUUGCUUCACAGGACAGACAUGGUGGCAGCUAGUGAUUAUUAUUUUGUUAGUCAUAUGGGUUUUCCCAUUUUGUUUCACAUUGUAUUGGAAUAUCAGAUAUUUGGAGGAGAGUAAAAUUGGACCCAAUGAGUUUCUGCAACGUAUUUUAUUUCCAUUACGGACCGUGUUUUACCAAAUAAAAUCUAACAGAGCAAAACAUGUGCCCAAACUUUCUGAAGAGGAGGUAGAGGAAGCGAAACAUUUGCUGCAUACAUUUAUCGCUCCUUAUCGUGCCGAGAAAAGUUAUUGGGAAGUUGUUGUUAUUAUGAGAAGGAUGGUGCUAUCAAUUGUAUAUGUUUAUGGUAUAAACCCAGUUGAGAGAUUAUAUCUCAUUAUAUUGAUCCUAAGUAUUAUUUUGCUUGAUCAUUUGAGAACUAAACCAUACAAAGGAAAAGUUUUGAAUUGGUUGGAAACUAUAUCACUGGUUAUAUUGAUAUGUUUUGCAGCUAUAAAUAUAUUUUGGGCAGAAAGUUACCUUUUGGCAGCAAGAAAGGAAAACUUUCUGGGUCCUCUUUUUAUAUACAUGGAAGUCAUUAUUUUGUCGCUACCAGCCAUCUUGUUUGGUUUGUUUUUAACAUUUAUAAUUGUAACAAAAUUAUUUUUUGCAUGUUCACGUUGUUGUAGAAAAUUUAAAACAACCUAAUUUGAAACAAACAUUUUUACUUCUUAAAGUUUAUUUUUAAUUCAUUGUUGAUAAGCCUGAGUUUUAAAAACAACUUGGUCAGGCGAGUUAGCAUUGUCAAGAACUUCCUGAGUACCGACUACUUUAUAAUAUUUUCCUUUAAAACGUACGGUGACAAUUGUUGAAUAUUUUUUAAUAUCUUUUUAUCUUUGUAAUUUGGAACAAAGAGUUUGUUUGUUUGUUGAUAUUAGGUUGGAAGAAUUUAUUGUUUCUUUCUUUCUUUCUGAUAAUUUGUUUUAUAUUAAAAAUAUGUUUGAUCUAUAAUUUUACGAACUAAAGUUAACAUAAUUCACAUAUUUUAAGUUACUUAUUUUCGCCUUCGUAGUGCGUUUUAAGGUUCGUAAGUUCUCCUCCCUACCCAGACACAUCUAAAUUUGAAAUUAACAACCACCAAUCCGCAGUUAGUUUUCUAAAACAAACCUUGAAUUUCGAUUUUAAUUCCACUACAGAUUACCACUUUUGAAAAUCUAUUCUAUCGAAGGUGAAAAAAAAUGAUACCACUAGUGAAAUUGAUUUUUGUGUAUAACGAUAUCACGAUACGUUAUGCUAAAUGGAUGUAAUUUUGAAAUGAAAUACAUAUCUAUAAUAUGGUUUA